Molecule: messenger RNA, 988 nt
Organism: Cricetulus griseus (Chinese hamster)
Lineage: Eukaryota; Metazoa; Chordata; Mammalia; Rodentia; Cricetidae
Source: RefSeq, a predicted model, not a curated record
GGAACCUUGGCGUGAUGACGCUUGUUUCCGGCGGGAUUUUUAGAGUGACGAACAGUUUUGGUCCAAGCGACCAUGAGAGGGCCAGAGCUCGGGCCCCAAAGUAGCAUGGAGGGGGACGUACUGGACACCCUGGAGGCCCUCGGGUAUAAGGGUCCAUUGUUAGAGGAACAGGCACUCUCCAAGGCAGCAGAGGGUGGACUGUCUUCGCCUGAGUUUUCGGAGCUCUGCGUUUGGUUAGGCUCUCAAAUAAAGUCCUUAUGCAACUUGGAAGAAAGCAUCACUUCUACCGGGAGAGAUGACCUAGAGAGCUUCCAGCUUGAGAUAAGUGGAUUUUUAAAAGAGAUGUCCUGUCCAUACUCGGUACUCGUAUCAGGAGAUAUUAAAGACCGCCUCACGAAGAAGGACGACUGCUUGAAACUUCUGUUGUUUUUAAGUACAGAACUUCAAGCUUUACAAAUAUUGCAGAAGAAGAAACAUAAAAAUUCUCAGUUAGAUAAAAACAGUGAAAUUUUCCAGGAAGUUCAAGCUGUGUGUGAUGCCCUUGGGGUCCCCAAGUCAAACACUUCUGACAUUCCACUUCUACUGAGCCAAGUGGAAUCAAAGGUGAAGGAUAUUCUCUCUAAAGUCCAGAAAAAUCAUGUGGGAAAACCACUGCUGAAGGUUGAUUUAAGUUCAGAACAGGCAGAAAAACUGGAAAGAAUUAAUGAUGCUCUUUCCUGUGAAUAUGAAUGCCGCCGGCGGAUGUUAAUGAAACGAUUGGAUGUGACUGUGCAGUCAUUUGGGUGGUCUGAUAGAGCUAAGGCAAAAACAGAUAAUAUAGCAAGAAUUUACCAGCCCAAGCGGUAUGCCUUGUCACCCAAGACAACAGUCACAUUGGCACAUCUGCUGGCUGCCCGUGAGGAUCUGUCUAAGAUUAUCAGGACAAGCAGUGGCAUCAGCCGGGAGAAGACGGCAUGUGCCAUUAAUAAGGUGCUUAUGGGCAGGGUGC